ACAUCCGCUCGACUCUUUUAUCCGCGCUGCUGGGAAAGGAAUCAGUGGUGAAACAGCAGCGAUGUCGGUGCAGGUUGUGACAGCGAAAAUGGCCGAGGUCGAAGUCAAAGACGAGCCUAACAAAGAAUUACCUGCCGGCUCCCCGGUGACACCGAGCUCGGAUGAUAAAACCCUUGCCAAAAACGUGCCACAUGACGUAGGCUCCUCUGCCACGACCCCCACGAUCGAGCCCUCCGUGAAGGCAGACCCGAGCCCGGGCUUGCUCACCCCGAACCCGGUGAAGAUGCCGCAGUCGUCGGCGAUGAAGCGGCCGGAGCCGCAGCAGAACGGCGGGGAUGCGUUUGUCAACCGCGACGGGACCGUGGCGGAAGCCCCCAGGAUGAAGAAGAUCCAGUUUGCAGACCAGAAGCAGGAAUUCAACAAGCGGCCCACGAAGAUCGGACGCCGUUCGCUGUCUCGCUCCAUCUCCCAGUCCUCCACAGACAGCUACAGCUCAGCGGCGUCGUACACGGACAGCUCGGACGAUGAGACCUCCCCGCGGGACAAGCAACAGAAGAACACCAAGGGCAACGGCGACUUCUGCAUCAAGAACAUCAAGCAGGCCGACUUCGGGCGCCGGGAGAUCGAGAUCGCAGAACAAGAGAUGCCGGCCCUGAUGGCGCUGAGGAAGCGAGCCCAGGGGGAGAAGCCUCUGGCCGGGGCCAAGGUGGUGGGCUGCACCCACAUCACCGCACAGACCGCCGUCCUGAUGGAGACCCUGGCGGCUCUGGGGGCUCAGUGCCGGUGGGCCGCCUGCAACAUCUACUCCACCCAGAACGAGGUGGCGGCGGCGCUGGCCGAGGGCGGGUUCAGUGUGUUUGCCUGGAAGGGCGAGUCGGAGGAUGAUUUCUGGUGGUGCAUCGAUCGCUGUGUCAACCUGGAGGGGUGGCAGCCAAACAUGAUCCUGGACGACGGAGGGGACCUGACCCACUGGAUCUACAAGAAGUACCCCAACAUGUUCAAGAAGAUCAAGGGCAUCGUAGAGGAGAGUGUGACCGGGGUUCACAGGUUGUACCAGCUUUCUAAGGCGGGGAAGCUGUGUGUUCCAGCCAUGAAUGUCAACGACUCGGUCACCAAGCAGAAGUUUGACAACCUCUACUGCUGCAGAGAGUCCAUCCUGGAUGGGCUGAAGAGGACCACUGACGUGAUGUUCGGUGGCAAACAGGUGAUUGUGUGUGGCUACGGAGAGGUGGGGAAGGGAUGCUGUGCCGCCCUGAAGGCCAUGGGCUCCAUCGUGUACGUGACGGAGAUCGACCCCAUCUGCGCCCUACAGGCCUGUAUGGACGGGUUCAGGCUGGUGAAGCUGAACGAGGUCAUCCGACAGGUGGACAUCGUCAUCACCUGCACAGGGAACAAGAACGUGGUGGUCAGGGAGUAUCUGGACCGCAUGAAGAACGGCUGCAUCGUCUGCAACAUGGGCCACUCCAACACCGAGAUCGAUGUGGCGAGCCUGCGGACACCAGAGCUCACCUGGGAGCGAGUGCGUUCCCAGGUGGACCACGUCAUCUGGCCCGACGGCAAGAGGAUAGUCCUCCUGGCAGAGGGCCGCCUGCUGAACCUCAGCUGUUCCACCGUCCCCACCUUUGUGCUCUCCAUCACCGCCACCACCCAGGCCCUGGCUCUGAUAGAGCUGUACAACGCUCCUGAGGGUCGCUACAAACAGGAUGUGUACCUGCUCCCCAAGAAGAUGGAUGAGUACGUGGCCAGCCUUCACCUCCCCACCUUUGACGCCCAUCUGACGGAGCUGAGUGACGAGCAGGCGAAGUACCUGGGCCUGAACAAGAACGGCCCCUUCAAACCAAACUACUACAGGUAUUAGACGACGGCGACGCAGAACCGAGGAAACGCAGAUACUCGACGAAUCGCACCGAGCCAGAGAGGAGGAGGAGGAGGAGGAAGAGGAGAACAAAGUUUACACACACACACACACACACAAGGGGAGGUGUGUGUGUGUGUGUGUGUGUGUGUGUGUGCUUUGCGGAGAGGGGGGAGGGGGGGGUACCGUGAGAGAUUUGUAAUGAGCAGAGGGAGGGUGGACGAGGCUGGAUUAUUUUACCGCUUUUCCGCCGUCAUACUAUUUAUUUACACUAGACGAUUACAGGAACCCUUGUCAAAGCUGCUCCAGAUGAUAUAGACCACCCUCGACCAGCCCCCCUCCCUUCCCCGCCCCAACUCACACCAUACCCCCCCCCCCCCCCCCCCCCCCCCCCCCCCACCACCAUACCCCUCAGAUCAGUUUAUUCAAUCUCUUCACGUCUCAAACAUACGUGUGUCAAGUCUUAGUGAGCCCUUUCGAAUAUACUCCCUCAUUGUCCCGUUAUUUUUAAGAUCUUUUAGUUGGAUGAAUUUAAUGACAAUGAAGAGGAAAAAAAAGCUUAAACGUUGAUUUAUAUUCUGUGGAGGAUGAAGAGACCCUCUCGAGAUUUCAGUUUAUUGUCGUUUAUUUUCUCACCUUGAUUUUGUACUCGUGAUUUUGUUUGAAUUCUCUUGUGAUACAGGGAGGGGUGGGGCUUAACUCAAUGGGCGGGCUUAUGUGGGAUCUCAGGGUCCAAUCAUAUCUGUCCUUUUUUAUUUGAUAAUUUCAUUGAGAUUUACUGUUGGUCAUUUCGGUUGAUUUCUCUUUUUGUACGCGUUCUCUUGUCAUUUGCUUUUAGAGCGAUCCAGAAUGACUGGAAAAUUGCUGACCCCUUUUUGUUCAGGUGGUCCUGCGUUCAUCUGUCACUCAACCUCAAAGGCUUUUGUGAUUGGUUCUUUCAAUUUCUCCCCUUCCCAAAUGCUCAGUUGAUGCCAGUGUUGAAGUGAUUAAAACUAAGCGUUUAAAUUAUUAUUUUUUCGUUUUUCUUUGUUUGUUUUUUUAACACAGGGAACUUUUAUCCCUUCUUACCAAGCAUUAUUAAACUGUAUUAGAAGCAUGCAGGAUGCAAGAUCAUUACAAUGGGGUAUAUAUUUAGAUAUUUAUAUAGAAAUUACAAUUUUUUUUAAAGAUCAUUUUCUUUUUGUUUUGCUUUUCCUUUCGUCAUCCAAUAUUGUUACCUUUAAAAAAAUUCUACUUCUAUGUCAUUAUAAAGAUAAGCAAUUUAAAUGUUCUAUGAUAAUUCUAUGUGUAAUAAAUGUAACACUCAUUUCCAAUACUGUGACAGAGAAUAUUACGAGAGGGAAAGAAGGAGAGAUUGAUGACAAUUGUACCAAGAUUUUCUGCCAGUGUGGUACUUCAAAUUGAUACCCUUUAGAUGGGCUUUGUUUAAAAAGAGUAUAGUACCGUCAAUAUACUAUACGAUGAUAAACUUGUAUUUGUACCGCUGGUCAUGGGGUUGUGUGUAAUAGAGGCCAUGAAAUGACAAACACACUCAUGCAGGUGUUAACUCUAUUCCAAGUCAUCUUUUCAAUCCCACAUGAAGUCAGAGUUUGUGUGUGUGGUUGUAGUGAGGGAAUUUAAGUAUAAAUUCUUGACUAUUGUAAUCAACGGUGAUAACGUCUUUUUUCGAAGCCCUUGUCCACGGCUCACUUGCUUUCCGAAAAACGCCGGUCUAUAACCAUGUACAAACGAACAUAGACCAAAAGGUGAACCCAAAAGAAGUUAUGGUUAGCGAUCAUUUCAAUAAGUUUACAGGAGUCUGAAAUAUCUUCUGACCCCUUUACACACAUUACUGUAUCGCCAGUUUUCUUAUGUGAUAUCCGAGAAAAAAAGGAGACAUGAAAUUAAGUGGAAUUUCAGAAAAUGCAACACUGUGAAAAAAAGUGCACAGAGGCGACCUUGCACUCCCGUACACCACGUUUAUACCAAGGCCUUGCCCCCUUAACGCCAUAUAAGGUGUCCCAUAUUUCCGUGCUUCCUGUAGAACCGCCCCUCAUUUAUGCCAAUCAGACUCCCCCCCCCUCCCCAUCAAGGUUCCUCAUUAAGGAACUCUUAACGAGAGUUCGUCUGAUAAUUGAUCAUUUACGUUUUUCGAUAUUUCCGUUGUUUUCUUUCAUGGACUGAUUGCGUUAACGGUUAUAGAAUUCACCAUUCGUUCAAGUAAAAAUAGUAUUUUUUUUCUUUUGGUCUGGGAGCUGGUCUGUCCGUCAGUCCGUUGUGAGUCUUAACGUCUCUUGUUUUGUAGAACACCUGCUUUGUGGCCAGUUCUCUGAGGACCCAGUAGACCCUUUGGGGGUGGGGUUCGGGGGUUGAUUGAUCCAUUGGGGUGUAACCAGGGGGAAAGACACCAGCAUUGUGUAUAGAAAUAUAUUAUAUAUAUAUAGAAAUAUAUAAGAUAUACACACACCACAACCUGUAAAGUGUAAGAAUGAGAGCAGAAUCACCUUGUAUUUAUUUGUCGAAAAUCCUCCAAAGUAGGCUACAAAACUGGAAGGUAAUCUCCAAAAACUUGCUGUCUCAAGAAAACAUACAUUUAAAAUAUUUCAAGUGAUCAAUCUAGAUGAUGAGCAAUAAUAAAACAUACAAAAACCCUGUAAUCUAAAAUGAAUAAAAAUGUAAAAAUUGUA
Messenger RNA from Gadus morhua (Atlantic cod), 4521 nucleotides. RefSeq names its product adenosylhomocysteinase like 2b (gene ahcyl2b). Gene Ontology annotation, cellular component: cytosol. The transcript has 17 exons. The record is from RefSeq and is a predicted model, not a curated record. NCBI's taxonomy places the organism in Eukaryota, Metazoa, Chordata, Actinopteri, Gadiformes, Gadidae. Bases 62 to 1858 code for a protein of 598 amino acids. Gene Ontology annotation, biological process: L-methionine cycle.